Mauremys reevesii (Reeves's turtle) is the source of this 519-nucleotide messenger RNA. RefSeq names its product claw keratin-like. Gene Ontology annotation, molecular function: structural constituent of cytoskeleton. The transcript has a single exon. NCBI's taxonomy places the organism in Eukaryota, Metazoa, Chordata, Testudines, Geoemydidae. The coding region runs from base 1 to 519 and encodes 172 amino acids. The record is from RefSeq and is a predicted model, not a curated record. Gene Ontology annotation, cellular component: intermediate filament.
AUGUCUUGCUCCAGCCUGUGCUAUCCAGAAUGCGGGGUGGCCCGUCCCAGUCCAGUUUCUGGCAGCUGCAACGAGCCGUGCGUUAGGCAGUGCCCUGACUCUGAAGUGAUCAUCAGACCAUCACCGGUUGCCGUAACCAUCCCAGGACCAAUUCUCAGCACUUUCCCUCAGCACAGUGAAGUGGGAGCUGUUGGAGCACCUGUGGUCGGACCCGGCUAUGGGGGCUCAUUCGGUUAUGGGGGAUUGAACGGCUAUGGGGGUGCUUACGGAGGAUUGUAUGGUUACGGGGGAUUAGGUGGUUACGGGGGCCAUUAUGGUUAUGGAGGAUUGUGUGGUUACGGGGGCCGUUAUGGUUAUGGGGGAUUGAGUGGUUACGGGGGCCGUUAUGGUGGACUGUGUGGUUACGGGGGAGGUUAUGGAGGAUUGUGUGGUUAUGGGGGAGGUUACGGUUAUGGAGGAGCAUGCGGUUCUGGGGUAUCUUGCCAUAGGUACCUGAGUGGAAGCUGUACACCAUGUUAA